AUGGACAGCCCCAGUCUUUGAGAACUUCAACAGCCUCUGCUGGCAGGUGUAGGCUCUGACCCCACUGUUCAGAGGCCUGGUGAGCCUGAGUUGGGUCCCCCUUGAGAGACAGCCUUUGCAGAGUCCCUAAGGGGUUGGCAGUUUCUUCUACCACCUCUUCCCUCAGUGAGCGCUGGUCUGGGGCAGCCAGGGCUCCCUGACCUUGAGACCAAGACUUGGACCAAGGGGGAUGUCCAGGGGGCAGGGGCCACCUCUCGCUGUGCCUUCCUGCUUGGGGUUCUGGCUGUAGGGCUGGGCGUGUGCACACAUGUGGCAGCCCUGGUGACCCUGGCUACCUACCUUGCCUCCCCAGACCUGCCCUAGCUGCCCCUGCAGCCCCGCCAUGAACCAGAGGCCGGUGACCCAGAGCAUACAUUGGCAGAGUGAAGAACCCGGGUGGAUGUGGCAGUGUUAGCAUCCAGCAAUGGG
Molecule: messenger RNA, 468 nt
Organism: Myotis lucifugus (little brown bat)
Lineage: Eukaryota; Metazoa; Chordata; Mammalia; Chiroptera; Vespertilionidae
Gene: TMEM91
Product: transmembrane protein 91
Source: RefSeq, a predicted model, not a curated record